AUGUGUCCUGUGUCUUACCUAUACCGUCGCUGGUCUGGUCUGCUGGGACCCCGGGGUCGUUUCUGCUGGGACCCCGGGGUCGUUUCUGCUGGGACCCAGGGGUCGUCGCUGGUGGGACCCCGGGGUCGUCGCUGGUGGGACCCCGGGGUCGUCGCUGCUGGGACCCUGGGGUCGUCGCUGGUGGGACCCCAGGGUCGUCGCUGGUGGGACCCCGGGGUCGUCGCUGCUGGGACCCUGGGGUCGUCGCUGGUGGGACCCCAGGGUCGUCGCUGCUGGGACCCCGGGGUCGUCGCUGGUGGGACCCUGGGGUCGUCGCUGCUGGGACCCCGGGGUCGUCGCUGGUGGGACCCUGGGGUCGUCGCUGCUGGGACCCUGGGGUCGUCGCUGGUGGGACCCCAGGGUCGUCGCUGCUGGGACCCUGGGGUCGUCGCUGGUGGGACCCCAGGGUCGUCGCUGCUGGGACCCCGGGGUCGUCGCUGGUGGGACCCUGGGGUCGUCGCUGCUGGGACCCUGGGGUCGUCGCUGGUGGGACACCGGGGUCGUCGCUGCUGGGACCCUGGGGUCGUCGCUGCUGGGACCCUGGGGUCGUCGCUGCUGGGACCCCGGGGUCGUCGCUGCUGGGACCCCAGGGUCGUCGCUGCUGGGACCCUGGGGUCGUCGCUGGUGGGACCCCAGGGUCGUCACUGCUGGGACCCCAGGGUCGUCACUGCUGGGACCCCAGGGUCGUCGCUGCUGGGACCCUGGGGUCGUCGCUGCUGGGACCCUGGGGUCGUCGCUGGUGAGACCCCAGGGUCGUCGCUGCUGGGACCCUGGGGUCGUCGCUGGUGGGACCCCAGGGUCGUCGCUGCUGGGACCCUAGGGUCGUCGCUGCUGGGACCCUGGGGUCGUCGCUGGUGGGACCCCAGGGUCGUCGCUGCUGGGACAAUGGGGUCGUCGCUGCUGGGACCCUGGGGUCGUCGCUGGUGGGACCCCAGGGUCGUCGCUGCUGGGACCCUGGGGUCGUCGCUGAUGGGACCCCAGGGUCGUCGCUGCUGGGACCCUGGGGUCGUCGCUGGUGGGACCCCAGGGUCGUCGCUGGUGGGACCCCAGGGUCGUCGCUGCUGGGACUCCGAGGUCGUCGCUGCUGGGACCCCGGGGUCGUCGCUGGUGGGACCCUGGGGUCGUCGCUGGUGA
Procambarus clarkii (red swamp crayfish) is the source of this 1173-nucleotide messenger RNA. Lineage: Eukaryota; Metazoa; Arthropoda; Malacostraca; Decapoda; Cambaridae. The record is from RefSeq and is a predicted model, not a curated record.